AUGGUCGGCGUCUCUCGAGGAGAUGCACAGAGAGGACUAGAGCCGAUCCGGCCCCGCCAGCAUCGCCUCCUCCCAUUACCCCACCACCCCGCAGCGUCAAAUGGUGUUUGCGCCGGCACUGAUCGUUCGCAGCUUCUUCCAUCACGGUGUUCUGCACGGCCCCCUACAGCUGCCGGCGCACUGUUGACUCAUCGCCGCGAGAGCGACGUUUCAGUGGUGAGACCAGUGGGAUGGGGAAAUGCUGUAGCCUGUGUAGGCGCUGAACUGCGUCAUACAGGUAUGAAACCUCUGCUGCCCUGCCGACCGCCUGCACCGCUCGCCAGUUCCUCCAGCGCGGAGACACGUUCGUCCGAAUCUGUUCCAGGCAGUGCGAAUGCUGCUGCCACCGUGGCUACGCUCAACUUUGGAGCAGCAUUGAAUGAGCAGCCACCAGUAACUACUGAACGUAUUCCGUCACUGUCACCACAGCUGUCACUUCCAUACCCACACUCUGGGGCUACUCCAGGGGUGGCGGCGUCUUGUCAGCCGCAUCCCCCUUCCUCGCCAACAUCGUCAUCGCCAGCGUGCAAACCGCGAUGCUGUGCACCGGCAGCAUCUUUAGCCGCUAUUUCGGCUUCCAGCUCUCCCUCGCCAAUAGAAGACGGUGUACUCGGUCGAUAUCGCGCGACCGCCACGCAGUUUAUCAAAGCUAUAGAGCGGCUGAAUCGCAUGACUACGACGAUGUGCAAUGCGGAUGCCACCUUAAUUUUCGCCCUGACCGAAGAGAGGACAGGGAGCGGCAAAGCUGGCGCUCGAAAGAUGGCGCGUGUACCUUUGCUGCCCCUGACACUCUGCACAGGCGGGUCCACCGUACUACUUGUUGAUCCCAAUGGCACAGAACGUCACGGCAACUACUUGCAAGCCGUUGACGAGUUUCAUCAGUACUUGUCACCAUUCACAAGCACCGCCUCGAGCCGGAACGCCGCGGCGCCUUCUGUAUCAUCACACCCGCCAUCAAACGUGCUGUGGUGGACCUUGACUGACCUGCAGCGAGAGCCAUCUGCGGUACCAUUCACCACGGCACGUGCAGCCCUCUCCGUGGAGCACCUUAUCGACAGCCAAGAUGGCGUGAAUAGAAGGCAGCGCUUCCCUCAACCAAGUCUCAUGCACGCGGCAGGAGACGAGACUUCUUCAACCAAAUACCCUGCGAAGGUGGCGGCGAUGUUGGCCGCCAUUCAGCCGAGUCGGUUAACCCUUCGCUACGGGGAGCCGCUCGUGCUAGUCUUCGCCAGCCCCGGCGCACAAGUUGGAGACGAAGCACAGCGGCACCGCAUCAUGGACGGCAGGGUUGGGGUGGAAGUGGCCGCGGAUGUGCCUCCGUGGUUCACUGCAAGUGAGGCUACUAGCCCGCAAGAAGACCUCAAGCGAAACGGCUUUCCCCAUCUCGGCUACAACCUCCUCCGCGACAUUUACGACGGCUAUCUGCCAUCAUUUCUCGAGCACCUCUACCCAAAUGGGGGCGUGCAGCUACGUGGGUGUUGGUGUGAUGUACCUGCCAGCGCCGUGGACGCAUCGACGGCACAGUCCGUGAAGUUAUUCUCCCAGCAGCAGCUGUCGUUGCACCCAACGGUAUCGCCGAUGGGUGUUGGUGGUGGAGCUGCGCAGCGUUCCUCGCCUGGUCUUCUCAAGCCACGGUGCACGCAGCAGCUACUUGUCACCAUGGCACCGAUGCCACUCCUCGGUUGGUCACCCCAAUCUACCGGUGCCGCGCCCCACGGGCACAGAGGCGCCGCCACCGCCGCUGACGAUAUUGAAACAAUCAUGCAGUCCUUGCGACCCACCUCCUUGCGCCCGCCGUGGCGCUCGCAAGCUGCGUUCACUGCGACUCACCGUGAUGCAAACACGCGCAAGCUGACAACGGCGGCGCCAGAUGCUGUCUUGCAGCUCCCACCUGCUGUGCUGUGCUUCUUGGCACACCACGAUGACAAGGUGUGCGCAGUUUCGGCAAAAACCUCAAGUGGCCCUCGCCUCUGCUUGUCGCCGUCACCACCGCCCCCUUCCGAACAUACGGCAACGGGGGCAGCACCGUCCCCGCGACUUACCCAGCGCCGUGUGGAACGUCAUGGCAAACCAGAUGUGUGCGUCACUGACUUUGGGCCCGAUGGGCCCAUCCUUGCCAUCAAUGACUUCGACUCAUCCCGUGUGCACUCCGACGGGGACCCUCGUGGCAUCCGUGGUAGUAAUCUUCGAGGCCCGCAGCUGCAGCGGCAAUGGCAAGCUCGGAGCGGUUUCGAUUUAGUCUACGUCGGUGCACUGCUUCACGCACCAUCUCAGCCACCACCGAUGGGCAUGGCUGUAAAGACGUCAGUCAUGUGUAAAUCCGUUGUGGUGCUCACGCCAGCUGGACGUGUCGAGCUGGUGGUGCCUGCAACAUCCCACGCUGCUGCCGGGCUCAUCACAAUCGCCGAUGUACAGCAGAGUCUCUUGCGCAGCCCUGUCGGCCGCUUAUUGCUCCUUCGCGACGAAGAAGUCGUCUUCACCUACGCCCCAGGCACACCGCAUCUCCUCGAAACGGCGGUGGUGGACGCGGCACACGCGGUACUGCGGCUGCGACGGCGCGCGUUAUGCUCACACCUCGAGUUCGCGAAGCAGCAGAUGCAAGGAGAGAGGAGAGAGGGGGCUGUGGACGAGAAAGUGGGAAGACACUGA
This is a messenger RNA of Leishmania braziliensis MHOM/BR/75/M2904, 2688 nucleotides long. RefSeq lists its product as hypothetical. The record is from RefSeq and is a predicted model, not a curated record. The transcript has a single exon. The coding region runs from base 1 to 2688 and encodes 895 amino acids. Lineage: Eukaryota; Euglenozoa; Kinetoplastea; Trypanosomatida; Trypanosomatidae.